AUGAGUUAUAAUUAUCUUUUUAAAAUUGUUGUUGUCGGUGACCACAAUUGUGGAAAAUCUUGUAUUCUUUUAAGAUUUGCUGAAAAUUCAUUUAGAAAUGAUCAUAUUAGUACUCUCGGUGUUGAUUUUAAAUUAAAAACAAUAAAAUUAGGAAGUGAUAAAGUAAGAUUAGAAUUAUGGGAUACUGCUGGUAUGGAAAGAUAUAGAACAAUAUAUAAUUCAUAUUAUCAUUCUGCUCAUGGAAUUAUGUGUGUAUUUGAUUUAACUAAUGAAAAAUCAUUUGAAAAUAUUGAAAAUUAUUGGCUUAAACAAAUAAGGACACAUGCUCCACCAAAUGCUGUAAUUGUGCUUGUAGGAAAUAAAGCUGAUUUAGAAAAUGAGCGCAAAGUUGAUUUUGAUCGCGCAGAAAAUUUUGCAAAAAAAACGGGAAUCUCAUUGUAUGAAGUUAGCGCAAAAACGGGUAUUAAUUGUGAAGAGGCAUUUAUGGAUCUUGCAAACCACAUGAAAGAAAGACUUAUUAAUACAAAUAUUAAUGAAGAUAGUGAUGAUUCAGAUGGAUACUCUGGUGCUUUUCAUGUUGAUGGUGUUAUUAUAAAUGAUAAAUCUAGUGGAUCAGCAUUUUCAAAUGCUACUAGUAAUUGUUGUAGUGGAAGCAAUAAACCAUCACCUACUUUUGUAUAA
Messenger RNA from Strongyloides ratti, 681 nucleotides. Its product is annotated as Small GTPase superfamily and Ran GTPase family and Small GTPase superfamily, Rho type and Small GTPase superfamily, Rab type and Small GTP-binding protein domain and Small GTPase superfamily, Ras type and P-loop containing nucleoside triphosphate hydrolase domain-containing protein. Gene Ontology annotation, molecular function: GTPase activity; GTP binding. The record is from RefSeq and is a predicted model, not a curated record. Lineage: Eukaryota; Metazoa; Nematoda; Chromadorea; Rhabditida; Strongyloididae. Bases 1 to 681 code for a protein of 226 amino acids. Gene Ontology annotation, biological process: cellular response to insulin stimulus; protein localization to plasma membrane; regulation of exocytosis. Gene Ontology annotation, cellular component: endosome; trans-Golgi network transport vesicle; plasma membrane. The transcript is spliced from 3 exons.